Molecule: messenger RNA, 1251 nt
Organism: Pteronotus mesoamericanus
Lineage: Eukaryota; Metazoa; Chordata; Mammalia; Chiroptera; Mormoopidae
Gene: PRSS35
Product: serine protease 35
Exons: 1
Coding region: 10-1251 (413 amino acids)
Biological process (GO): proteolysis
Molecular function (GO): serine-type endopeptidase activity
Source: RefSeq, a predicted model, not a curated record
AAGAACAAAAUGGAAAGUGUGCCAUUUUGGUUGAUAUUUUUCACCCUUGGGUGGACUCUCAUUGAUGGAUCAGAGAUGGAACAGGAUUUUAUGUGGCAUUUGAGGAAAGUACCCCGGGUUGUCGGUGAGAGAACUGUCCAUCUCACUAGCCCCACAUUUGAGGCAGAUGCUAAGAUGGUGUUGAAGACCGUGUGUGGCAUUGAGUGUCAGAAAGAACUCCCAGCUCCCAGCCUUUCUGACUUGGAAGAUUCGCUUUCCUACGAGACUGUUUUUGAGAAUGGCACCCGAACCUUGACCAGAGUGAAAGUUCAAGGUCUGGUUCUUGAGCCAAUGCCAAAUAUCACCACCAAAGCAGCCCCUGUUAGGAGAAAGAGACAGGUGUAUGGCACAGACAGCAGGUUCAGCAUCUUGGACAAAAGAUUCUUAACCAAUUUCCCUUUCAAUACAGCGGUGAAGCUCUCCACCGGCUGCAGCGGCGUUCUCAUUUCCCCCCGUCAUGUUCUAACAGCUGCCCACUGUGUUCAUGAUGGGAAGGACUAUAUCAAAGGGAGUAAAAAGCUUAGGGUCGGGUUGUUGAAGAUGAGAAACAAAGGAGGUGGCAAGAAACGUAGGGGUUCUAAGAGAAGCAGGAGAGAAGCCACUGUUGGUGACCAAAGAGAGGGUAGCAAAGAGAAUCUGAAGGAGACAGCCAAGGCUGGAAGAAGAAGAAAGGAAUUUGUUCGGGGUCAGAGAGUCCGUGAGGGCAAGCCCACCUUCCAGUGGACCCGGGUCAAGAAUACCCACAUCCCCAAAGGCUGGGCUGCAGGAGGGAGUGGGGCCGCUGCCCUGGACUAUGACUAUGCUCUUCUGGAGCUGAAGCGUGCUCACAAAAAGAAAUACAUGGAACUAGGAAUCAGUCCAACCAUCAAAAAGCUGCCAGGUGGAAUGAUCCACUUCUCAGGAUUCGAUCACGAUAGAGCAGAUCAGUUGGUGUACCGGUUUUGUAGCGUGUCCGAUGAGUCCAACGAUCUGCUCUACCAAUACUGCGACGCUGAGUCGGGCUCCACUGGCUCCGGGGUCUAUCUGCGUCUGAAAGAGCCAGACAAAAAGAAUUGGAAGCGCAAAAUCAUUGCGGUCUAUUCAGGCCACCAGUGGGUGGAUGUCCACGGUGCUCAGAAGGACUACAACGUGGCUGUGCGCAUCACUCCCCUCAAGUAUGCCCAGAUUUGCCUCUGGAUUCACGGAGGUGAUGCCAACUGUACUUAUGGAUAA